Messenger RNA from Drosophila serrata, 1983 nucleotides. RefSeq lists its product as uncharacterized. NCBI's taxonomy places the organism in Eukaryota, Metazoa, Arthropoda, Insecta, Diptera, Drosophilidae. The record is from RefSeq and is a predicted model, not a curated record.
UUUGCCCUUAAAGUCACAUAAUACUUUACCUCUCCACUGUUAUAGCUAAUCAAUUGUCCAUAUUCUGGUGAUAGAAACUUCCAGCAAGGCAAACAUAUAAAAACAUAUAAUUAACACAUCCUUAGGGACAUCUGUCGGGGUCAUGUCAAAGCGCCAACGUGACGCAUUCGGGGGGCCGAACAAGAAGGUUGCCAAGAAUAAGUUUAAGAGAUUGGUCCGCAAUGUCAUCCUCAAUAUGCAGUGGCUCAAUGAGGCCGCCGAGGAAACGGGUAUGUCCCUCAAUGUGAAGAAAAACGUGGCCAUGUCGGUGCGCCAGAAGCGCAAGGUUGGCAUGAUGACCAUGGCGGAAAAAUCUCUGCUGCGUACACCGCAUUCCUCGCGGUCCGUUGACGAGCGAAAGAAACUAUGCAACAUUGUGGCCGGCUUGUCCUGCUUCUCCAAGUUCUCACCGAAGGUACGCGCUCGCCUGGUGCCGUAUGUCAAGUUCAUGGCCGUCAAUUCGGGACGCACCAUCAUGAAGGAGGGUGACCAGCCAGUGACCAUUUAUUUUAUAAUCGCCGGUGAGGUGGAAAUGUCCAAGAAUAUCUUGAAUAAGAACACCAAGGUAGUAGAGCCGACCAGUGAGGCGAUUUUCGGGCCUGGGGAUUGCAUUGGGGACAUAGAUAUUCUAGAGAUCCCCAGGACCAAUACAUAUGUGGCCACAUCGAACUGUGAGCUCCUGGUCGUAUUUAAGCAUGUCUACGAACUGGUCCUGAUGCAUUCAAUGCAGAAGCUGUGGCUGGAAAAGAAGGCUGCCCUGAAAGCCCUGGACUACUUUGAUUUCUUCAACGAGGAGCAGACGGUGAAUGCCUGCAGAUACGCGAAUAUACAACAGUAUGAUACCCUGGAAACGAUCUACACCGAGGACGAGGGCUCCAUGAGUCCCGUCUACUUUGUGCUCAGCGGAGAGUGUGUCAUACUGCAGUGUCUCCAUAUGAAGGUGAAUAUGGUUAAUCGGGAGAAGGUCUAUCAGCUGGCCAAGGUGGUCAAGACGUUGUCUGUGGAUGAUAUAUCAAAAGAUAGGAGCGAAGAAUUCGAUGCACAAGCGUAUGUAAUGAGCACAUCCUCGAAUGAUGAGCAAAAACAGAGCAAGGCGCGGGGGCUUCGCCGGAUGGGCCUGAAGGAGAUACAGAAGGCGUGUGCCGAAAUGACCAGAUCUGCCAUCCGGAGGUCCACAAAGGGCGAAGGGUCACGCCAAAAGUCACGAAGACGCACCCGGGACCGGAUUACUCGGGGUGGGAAAUCGAACAAAACUAAGGAGCUCUACGAGCGAUAUUUAACCGGGGCGGAUGAGGCCGAGGAAGAGUACGAGGACUACUACGAUCUUUCGGAUACCGAUGAAAGUAUCUACUCGCAGUCAACGCAGCACUCCCGGUCGACCGAGAGCACCGAAAUGAUCGAGGAGUACGAGACGGAGGAAUCCGAGAUAUUCACCGCCACCCAUGAGACGCCAGAGAGUGUUCGUAGCAAGGGUUCGAGCGAAUCGCUGGACACGGAUCGCUAUGAGACACACUUCAUCGACGUGGGCUCUCUGUCCUAUGGCGGUAUCUUUGGGCUUGGCGAGGCGAGUGCCCAUCGCGUGAUCAUGGCCCGCACCACGGUCCAGUGCAUCCUGAUACCGCGCUUCUGGCUCCUCGAGAAUCCCCAGAAUCCUGGAAAUUUGUGGCAGCGCAAACGUUUCUAUAUCGAAUGCAAUAUCCCCACCAGGGAGGGUCUGUUCAAGAACUUUCUGAAGACACGCAAGUGGGAGAAGUUCCGGCAUGAUUACAUUCAGAGUAUCCUGGAUAUCAAUACCCUUUCUAUUUGCACCAAGGUCGAGGAUAUUCCAAUCAUUAGUCGCAUUGUUGAGACGGGGCCCGAAGAUGCCUAAAAUCUGCCCCUUUCAAUCAAUUUGUUUACAUAUAUACAUAUAUUUUCACGUUCGCAGCAUUAUAAAAUUAUUAC